Messenger RNA from Antrostomus carolinensis (chuck-will's-widow), 1119 nucleotides. Its product is annotated as C3a anaphylatoxin chemotactic receptor-like. Gene Ontology annotation, cellular component: plasma membrane. Gene Ontology annotation, molecular function: G protein-coupled receptor activity; complement component C3a receptor activity; complement component C5a receptor activity. The record is from RefSeq and is a predicted model, not a curated record. The transcript has a single exon. NCBI's taxonomy places the organism in Eukaryota, Metazoa, Chordata, Aves, Caprimulgiformes, Caprimulgidae. Bases 1 to 1119 code for a protein of 372 amino acids. Gene Ontology annotation, biological process: chemotaxis; positive regulation of cytosolic calcium ion concentration; inflammatory response.
AUGCCUCAGCUCCCGGGUAACAGAAGUUCGCAUGAAGACGCUGCUGAAUAUUACACAUCAGAAUCCAUCCUCUCCAUCGCUAUCUUCAUCAUCAUUUUCAUGAUAGGUAUCCCAGGCAAUGGACUGGUGAUCUGGGUAGCUGGUCUGAAAAUGAAGAGAUCUGUGAACAUUGUCUGGUUCCUAAACCUUGCUGCGGCUGACUUCAUGUGCUGCUUGUCCUUGCCAUUUUCCAUUGUGCACCUGGUUCUCCAUGAACACUGGCCCUACGGUUGGUUCCUCUGCAAAGUCAUUCCAUCAGUCAUAAUCUUCACCAUGUUUGCUAGCAUCUUCCUACUUGUGGCCAUCAGCAUUGACCGGUGCCUCCUUGUGAUGAAACCUGUCUGGUGUCAAAAUCAUCGAACAGUGAAAUUUAUAUCACUAAUUUGCAGUGGCAUUUGGAUCUUGGCUUUCAUCUUCUGCUGUCCUGUCUUCUACUACCGUGAGAUUAGUGUUUAUGAUGGCAAAACCGAGUGUGGGUACCAUCUUGGAGAUGACGAAGUGCAAGAUUAUAUGGAUGGUUCUGUAAAUGAGUUCUUGGAAGAAUACUCACCCUUAGCCUAUGGCAGUAAUGACUCAUGGGGAAUUUUCUAUGAAGGUGAUUAUUCUGCACCCCUUACCUUAGGGCUAAUAAAUAUCACCAGGGCUGUCUUUGGCUUUCUGCUCCCCUUUGGCAUAAUGGCAGUUUGCUACACCCUCAUCGCUUUCCGAACGCGCGCAAAUCAGUUUCAGAAGCCACGCAACAGGAUGCUGCGAACAAUUGUGCUCGUGGUAGCAGCGUUCUUCAUCUGCUGGGCUCCAUACCACGUAGUUGGGAUUCUGUCCCUUGUACCUACCCUUGGAACAGGACAGAGGGAGUCAUUGAUCCUCUGGGAUCACCUCUCUACCGCACUCGCCUACGCCAACAGCUGCAUCAACCCCCUGCUCUAUGUUUUUGUGGGGCGGAACUUCAGGGCAAAGGCACGGCAAUCCGUGCGAGGAAUCUUGGAAGGUGCCUUUUCUGAGGACCCAACACGAUCAAUCCCUUACUCCCUCGACAGAAGCAAGACUUCAACAGAGAAGGACGGCAGCAGCACAGUGUAA